UGAAGCCAAAGUUGUCUUGUCGAACUCGUUUGCGAUUCCAACCUGUCUCUUCCUAGUUUCGCUUGUCAACCACACUGAUUAUUCUGUUCUUCAAGCGAGCUCGUCGAACGUCAUAACCACCGGCCAAAAUGUCCGAACCGAUCUCCGUCCUCUUCGUCUGCCUCGGCAACAUUUGCCGCUCCACGAUGGCCGAAGGUGUCUUCCAGUCGAUGGCCAAGAAGCCCGAAUACAAGGGUCGUAUUUCCAAGAUUGAUUCGUGCGGAACUGGUGCCUACCACGUUGGCGAAGGUCCCGACGACCGAACGAUGGAGACACUCCAAGAGCACGGAAUAACCGAUUACAUCCAUGCCGCGCGCAAGGUCAAUACCUCCGACUUUGACAAGUUCGACUACAUCUUCGCCAUGGACCGGGCCAACUUGGCCGACCUCCAGCGCCUGCAGCAACGUCAUCCGGGAAAGGCCAAGGUGAUGCUCUUUGGCGAGUACUCGGGCACCGGUAAGGCCGAGGUCAUCCAGGAUCCGUACUACGGCGGCAAGUCCGGGUUCGAGAAGGCGUAUGAGCAGGCCACGAGGUUUUCCAAGAACUUUUUGGGCGAUGUCUUUCCGGAUGUCAAGGCCGAGUAGAGAGUAGAAGAUGAGCUUUCGUCGACCAAAAACUAGAAGGCAGGCGUUGAGGCGUUGGGUUAGACUGUUGCUGCUGUUGUAGACCGAAGAUAGAUACCAGUCAUGUAGACGUUGUCGUUUGUGCACGUUUCCUUUUGGUCGGAUUUCUCCCCAUCAUAUCGAGGUAGCUGCCGUCGAGCUUCGUUACGUGUUGUCAUUGCGAGAGCGAGUUGAUCUAGAUCAUGGACAUCACUUCGACUGGGUCAAGAGCGGCUUAUAACCUCGUCGCCACGAACGGAGGGAGCUCGGUGUUU
Messenger RNA from Neurospora hispaniola, 916 nucleotides. Its product is annotated as low molecular weight phosphotyrosine protein phosphatase. Gene Ontology annotation, molecular function: acid phosphatase activity; non-membrane spanning protein tyrosine phosphatase activity. Gene Ontology annotation, biological process: protein dephosphorylation. The transcript has 3 exons. Gene Ontology annotation, cellular component: cytoplasm. The record is from RefSeq and is a predicted model, not a curated record. The coding region runs from base 129 to 623 and encodes 164 amino acids. Lineage: Eukaryota; Fungi; Ascomycota; Sordariomycetes; Sordariales; Sordariaceae.